AUGGAAACUUAAUUAACAGAAAAUAAUCUUCUUGAGUUACGUAAAAGAAUGAUUAGCUUAUUUGAUGAGUGCAUCAAUAAUCACAAACCUUCAACAACAAUUACACUACUAGUAGGAUUAACAGGAGCUGGGAAGAGUACUAUUUUCAAUUUCUUAUGUGGUGCUGAGUUCGUCUAUAAUGGAAGACAAUUAGAGCUAAAACAGAAUUCAGAUUAAUUUUCAAUAAUGAAAGGAGGAAUGGUAUCUGUGACAAAAGAACCAAAAUUCUAUAUGAAUAACAAUAAUAAACAUUUACUUAUAGAUUUCCCUGGAUUUUAAGACACCACUGGCAAUGUGGACUAAUUAUUAUUUGAUCUAUUAUUUAACAAGAUUGUGUCCAUGGGAGAAGUGAAAAUCAUUUAUGUUAUAAAUAAUCCUGAUAAUACCCUUCCAGCAAGAGGGAUUGACCUUUAAGCAUUUAUUUCAUAACUUGAUAAUCCUCAUUUCCAUUUAUUAUUGAAUUGUUAUAAUGAUGAUUUGGAUGAUGAAGAAUUAAUAAACGACAUAAAAGAAUAAUUAAAACAAACCAAAUUUCAAAGUAACAUUGAUAAAAUCAUCGUGUAAAGAAAAGGUAAAAAAGACAAUUUAGAUGAAGUGUUUAAGGACAAUCAUAGAUAAAUAUUCUGGAAUUAGAUUUAAGCAAUGAAUAAGAUUAAGAUAAAACCAAGAAACUUACCUAAGAGUUAACUCAUAAGUGAAUUUCUAAUUUCUGAAGCAACUAAAAAAAUACAAGAAAAUGUUAAGAUUAUGUAAGAUUUUUUCAACAAAAAAUCAGAUGAGACCAAUUAACAGUAGAAUGACGACAUGUUAGCAGAUUUGAAGAUAUUUAAAGAUCUGAUGCAAAAUGAUAAAAAUUUAACAGCUUUACAAUGGUUUGAAUAGUUUAUUAACAUUUGUGAAAAAUUGACAAAUUCUGGUCAAUAACAACAAACAAAAAUAGGUAAAGAUUUCAUCAGUUUAUUUUAAUAUUUUGAGUAAUUUAAAGAAUUCAUCAAUGGUUAUUAAUAAUUGUAAACUAUUAAUGAAUUUGGCAAACAAGCCUUCAAAUAGAUUGAAAUAUUAAUUGAUACAAAAAUUGAAUUAAUCGAAAAAUUGAAAUAAGCUGAAUAAGAGAGAAAAAAGGCUGAAGAAGAGAGACUAAAGGCUGAAUAAGAGAAACAAAAGGCUGAAGAAGAGAGACUAAAGGCUGAAUAAGAGAAACAAAAGGCUGAAGAAGAGAGACUAAAGGCUGAAUAAGAGAAACAAAAGGCUGAAGAAGAGAGACUAAAGGCUGAAUAAGAGAAACAAAAGGCUGAAGAAGAGAGACUAAAGGCUGAAUAAGAGAAACAAAAGGCUGAAGAAGAGAGACUAAAGGCUGAAUAAGAGAAACAAAAGGCUGAAGAAGAGAGACUAAAGGCUGAAUAAGAGAAACAAAAGGCUGAAGAAGAGAGACUAAAGGCUGAAUAAGAGAAACAAAAGGCUGAAGAAGAGAGACUAAAGGCUGAAUAAGAGAAACAAAAGGCUGAAGAAGAGAGACUAAAGGCUGAAUAAGAGAAACAAAAGGCUGAAGAAGAGAGACUAAAGGCUGAAUAAGAGAAACAAAAGGCUGAAGAAGAGAGACUAAAGGCUGAAUAAGAGAAACAAAAGGCUGAAGAAGAGAGACUAAAGGCUGAAUAAGAGAAACAAAAGGCUGAAGAAGAGAGACUAAAGGCUGAAUAAGAGAAACAAAAGGCUGAAGAAGAGAGACUAAAGGCUGAAUAAGAGAAACAAAAGGCUGAAGAAGAGAGACUAAAGGCUGAAUAAGAGAAACAAAAGGCUGAAGAAGAGAGACUAAAGGCUGAAUAAGAGAAACAAAAGGCUGAAGAAGAGAGACUAAAGGCUGAAUAAGAGAAACAAAAGGCUGAAGAAGAGAGACUAAAGGCUGAAUAAGAGAAACAAAAGGCUGAAGAAGAGAGACUAAAGGCUGAAUAAGAGAAACAAAAGGCUGAAGAAGAGAGACUAAAGGCUGAAUAAGAGAAACAAAAGGCUGAAGAAGAGAGACUAAAGGCUGAAUAAGAGAAACAAAAGGCUGAAGAAGAGAGACUAAAGGCUGAAUAAGAGAAACAAAAGGCUGAAGAAGAGAGACUAAAGGCUGAAUAAGAGAAACAAAAGGCUGAAGAAGAGAGACUAAAGGCUGAAUAAGAGAAACAAAAGGCUGAAGAAGAGAGACAAAAGGCUGAAUAGGAUGCGAGAAGGGCUGAAUAAGAGAGACAAAAGGCUGAAUAGGAUGCGAGAAAGGAAAAAUAAGAGAGGCUAAAGGCUGAAGAAGAGAGACGAAGGACUGAAGAAAAGAGAAGGGCUGAAGAAAUGAGAUGGGCUGAAGAAAAGAGACGGGCUGAGUAAGAAAGACAAAGAUAAUAAAGAGAGAUUGAUAGAUUGAAAACACAACAGAGAGAACGAGAGGAGCAGGAAAAGAGAGAGAUGGAAAAUAAAUAAAAAUAGGAAAAAGAAUUUGAAAAAAAGAGCGAGAGUGUGAAGCUUAAAACUGAGCAGGAUUAGAAAAGUAAAGCUGAGCAGGAUUAGAAAAAUAAAGCUGAGCAGGAUUAGAAAAGUAAAACUGAGCAGGAUUAGAAAAGUAAAACUGAGCAGGAUUAGAAUAGUAAAACUGAACAGUAGCAAACUCAGAAACCUAAGUAUAAAUUUGGUUCGCCUGAAUAUAACGCAGAAUUGUAGAAAAUCAUUAAAGGUCAUAAAAAGAGAUAUGAAGAUCUUUGUGCAGAGAAAAGAAAGUAUGAAUAUGAGUAAAGUGGAAUAUGGGGAUUCAUAAGUGGCGAUUCGAGUUAGGUUUAUCAUUAGAAGCUUAAAGAGCUUAACUAUGCUAUAGAAGAGGAAAUAUUUUAGCUUACAUUAUAUAAUUAAUGGCCUUACAUUAUAUGAUUAAUGGUCGUGUAUAACUUUUG
This is a messenger RNA of Paramecium octaurelia, 2957 nucleotides long. The record is from the annotation of a GenBank genome assembly. NCBI's taxonomy places the organism in Eukaryota, Ciliophora, Oligohymenophorea, Peniculida, Parameciidae.